Eremomyces bilateralis CBS 781.70 is the source of this 1124-nucleotide messenger RNA. RefSeq lists its product as uncharacterized. The record is from RefSeq and is a predicted model, not a curated record. The transcript is spliced from 3 exons. Bases 82 to 936 code for a protein of 284 amino acids. NCBI's taxonomy places the organism in Eukaryota, Fungi, Ascomycota, Dothideomycetes, Eremomycetales, Eremomycetaceae. Gene Ontology annotation, cellular component: membrane; endoplasmic reticulum. Gene Ontology annotation, biological process: membrane organization; endoplasmic reticulum tubular network organization.
AGUCCGAUAUCUACUACUGAAUCUAUCAAGAGCUUAAGACACUAGCAAGUGUGAAGCUGUGACGUAAAGUCAGUUACAGCCAUGGCACCAUCCAGCCCAAACGAGCCUCUUCAGGCCCGUAUCUUGAACCUCGCCCAGAGCCUCCAGUUUGGCUGGUUCGUUGGACAUGCUAUCCUUCUCCUGAGUGUCCUCCGAUACGGAUUUUCGUACCUUACCUUCAACUCCGCCUCCCGAUGGGCACGAUUCAGCUACCGCACCGCUUUCCUGAGCGCAGUUGCAACAUACGUGAUUGUGGUGUACAAGUCAGCAAAAGCAAAGGCGAAGCGAGAGGCGCAAAACAAGGGGUCGAUCCAGCCCCUCUCUUUCGCAUUCGAUGAGAAUGUGCAUUAUCUAGUCUGGGCCGUCGUGCUACUCUUCACUCGCCAGGUCCCCCUUGCCCUGCUCCCCUUCGCGAUCUACUCCACCUUCCACGUCGCAACGUACACGCGCUCGCAACUCCUCCCAGUUGUGUUCCCUAGCAAAGCGCCCACACCGGCGGCCUCGGGUGCAGCGCCGCGUUCCGAGCCUCCGGGAUACAGCGCCCUCGGAAAUUUCAUCAAGGCCUACUACGAUCCCUCCAUGGCGACCGUGGCCUUGCUCGAGAUCGCCCUCAUCUUCCGUCUCGCCUUCUCCGCACUCCUGUUCGUGCGGCUCUCCUGGGUGACCUUGAUCGUCUACCUCCUGUUCUUCCGAAUGCGCUACUCCCAGAGCCAAUACAUUCGCGAGGGGUUGGCCCACAUCGGCGCCCGAGUCGACGCGCUGGUUGCGAACCAAGGCACCCCGCCCGUCGCGAGGCAGGUGUGGGAACAGACACGAGGAGUCUUAGCCAAGGUCGUGGACGUCACGGAUGUUCGGCGAUAUGUAUCCGGGCCACAGGCGCCGAAGAAAGAGAAAUGAGCGGAGCAAUAGCCAGGCGUGGAGUCGAGAGUUGUGGAAGUUCGGUGACGAGGGAGCGCAAUCUUUGCAAUUACUCCGACUGGCCAAUUGCCGCCAAAGCCUCAAACCAUGCCUCGACUCUCAUCUGGACCGUCUGGCGUGGUCUCUGUGACCAGGCAGUAGAAUUGCAAGGGUGGAGACCAAAGGAA